AUGGAUUACCACUUUCUUUCUUAUGAUAUUGAUGUUGUUUUACACGCGGCAGCCUAUGUUAAUUUAAUUUAUCCUUAUCAGGCUCUGCAUGGUUGUAAUGUAGUUGGGACAAGGAAUAUAAUUGAAUUUUGUUUUAAAAAUAAAAUUAAACCUUUGCAUUAUAUCAGUACGGAUGCAGUCUUUCCCUGUGGAUUAAUUGAUGUAGAUGAAGACACCCCUCCAACUGAUACUUUUGAAAAACUUGUUGAUGGUUAUGGACAAACUAAAUAUGUUGCUGAACAAUUAGUUUUGAGAGCCAAUUAUCGUGGUUUGCCAACAAUUAUUUACCGACUAGGCAAUCAGGCAGCACCAAUUAAUGGAUCUAAUUGGAACCCACAAGAUUUUACUUAUCUUUUAUUAUUGUCAACAUUAAAAAUGAAUUUAGCACCAAAUUUGGGAGAAUGGGAGGUUGAAUUAACUCCAGUCGAUUUUUCUGCCCAAUUUAUUGUUCGUAUUUUAAGUGAAAUGUUUUGUGAAAAUACUGGACGAAUAUUUCAUUUAAUUAAUUCUGGAAAAGGAAUUGUAAAAUGGAAACAAAUAAUUGAAUGGUUAAAAAUUGUUGGUUUUGAAGAAAUUAAAGAAAUUGAAAUUGAUGAAUGGAUUAAAAUGUUUGGUUUUAUUUAUUUGUUUUUUUUUGAGGGUGGUGGAAAUAAUUAUUUUUUCUCCUCUCCCAUCAGGGGUGUCUCGAUUCUCGAAAAAUCUUGA
Meloidogyne enterolobii is the source of this 744-nucleotide messenger RNA. The record is from the annotation of a GenBank genome assembly. Lineage: Eukaryota; Metazoa; Nematoda; Chromadorea; Rhabditida; Meloidogynidae.